AGCUGCGGCCGGGCAGAUUUGGCGCGAGCGCGGCUGGGCUUUCCGGCUGCAGGUGUGGAGUGUGUCCGGGAGUUUGUGGUGGAGACUCCCUGAAGCUGUUUGCGGGAGACGGGAAAGAUCUGGCACUGAGCUGUGUUGCCAUCAUGCCUCAAACCCGAUCCCAGUCACAGGCUACAAUCAGUUUUCCAAAAAAGAAACUGUCUCGGACAUUGGACAAACCUAAAAACUCCGGUGACAGCAAACUAGAACUGACAAAUGUCCAGGCCAUACCCUGUUCUCCUUGUGCAAAACUUCUGCCUCUCAGCCCCAGAAAACGUCUAGGUGACGACAACCUGUGUAACACGCCCCAUUUACCUCCCUGUUCUCCACCAAAGCAAGGCAAGAAAGAGAAUGGGCCCCCUCGCUCACAUACCCCUAAGGGGCGUAGAUUGGUAUUUGACAAUCAGCUGACAGUUAAGUCUCCCAACAAAAGAGAACAAGCCAGAGUUCACCCAAACAAAACACGUUCCUCAAUUCGAAAAUGUGAAGACAUCACAACAAAUUCUGAGCAGAGAUGUUCGCUGGAGAAGGAAUCUGCAUGUAUGAGACUGUUCAAGCAAGAAGGCACUUGCUACCAGCAAGCAAAGCAGGUCCUGACUACAGCUGUCCCGGAUCAGCUGCCUGCCAGGGAAAAGGAGAUGGAUGUCAUCCGGAAUUUCCUGAGGGAGCACAUCUGUGGGAAAAAAGCUGGAAGUCUUUAUCUUUCUGGUGCUCCUGGAACUGGAAAAACUGCCUGCCUAAGCCGAAUUCUGCAAGAGCUCAAGGAACUGAAAGGCUUUAAAACAAUCAUGCUGAAUUGCAUGUCCUUGAGGAGUGCCCAGGCUGUAUUCCCAGCCAUUGCCCAGGAGGUUUGUCAGGAAGAAGUAUACAGGCCAGCUGGGAAGGACAUGAUGAGGAAACUGGAAAACCAUAUGACUGCGGAGAAGGGCCCCAUGAUUGUGUUGGUGUUGGACGAGAUGGAUCAGCUGGACAGCAAAGGGCAAGAUGUACUCUACACACUGUUUGAAUGGCCAUGGCUAACCAGUUCUCGAUUGGUGCUGAUUGGUAUUGCUAAUACUCUGGAUCUCACAGACAGAAUUCUGCCAAGGCUUCAAGCUAGAGAAAAAUGUAAGCCACAGCUGUUGAACUUCCCACCUUACACCAAAAAUCAGAUAGCCACUAUCUUGCAGGAUCGACUUAAUCAGGCAUCUAAAGAUCAGGUUCUGGAUAACGCUGCUAUUCAGUUCUGUGCCCGCAAAGUCUCCGCUGUUUCAGGAGAUGUUCGCAAAGCACUAGAUGUUUGCAGGAGAGCUAUUGAAAUCGUAGAGUCGGAUGUCAAAAGACAGACUAUCCUCAAACCACUGUCUGAAUGUAAAUCACCCUCUGAGUCACUGGUUCCCAAGCGGGUUGGUGUUAUUCACAUAUCACAAGUCAUUUCAGAAGUUGAUGGAAACAGAAUGACUUUGAGCCAAGACGGAGCACACGAUUCCUUCCCUCUUCAGCAGAAGAUCUUGGUCUGCUCUUUGCUGCUCCUGACCAGACAGUUGAAAAUCAAAGAGGUCACUCUGGGGAAGUUAUUUGAAGCCUAUAGUAACGUCUGUCGCAAACAGCAGGUGGCAGCUGUGGACCAGUCAGAGUGUUUGUCACUUUCAGGGCUCCUGGAGGCCAGGGGCAUUUUCGGAUUGAAGAAAAACAAGGAAACCCGCUUCACAAAGGUGUCUUUGAAGAUUGAAGAGAAGGAAAUAGAGCAUGCUCUGAAAGACAGAGCUUUAGUUGGAAAUAUCUUAGCUACUGGAUUGCCUUAAAUUCUCUUCUUUUAUACCAAUACCCACGUGAAAGUAUCCAGCCGACAUUUGAGAGAGCGAUGAAGUCUUCAUUUUAGUACUUUAUACACUCAUGUCUGAAAACAAACAUGACCUUUUUUACCUAAAGCUGAUAAAAAUUUAAUCUAUAGAUUCAUGAAUAUUAGCACAGAAUAAUAUCUUUGGGUCUUAUUAUGUUCAUGCAUAAAAAACUAUGAAGUAGACCCUUUUAGUUACAUUCGCUACCUCUGUCACUAGCGUGUCGCUAACCAGGAGGCUUGCAAGUAUACAGAUUUAUGUUGUGGAAAAUGCGCAUAUUUACUUCUUCGUUUCCUCAGACAUUAGUGUAUUUUAAAGAACUUUGGGACUAGACGAAGAAGAAUGAAAAAGGAUGACACAGGAAAAUAAGUCCACAUGGAGAUGUGGAGGACACUUUGAUCAAAGAACGUAUUUCUUUUUGGAGUGUUCCCGUUGCAAAUACCUCCACAUUGUGACAUUUUAAAGACUCACUGAGUUUCCUGGGCACUCCCAAGGUCGUGCGGGUGCUCAGGAGAAUGUGACUUUACAGAUUGUGAAUAUAUUUAUUUUCAAGCUGCGUUCUUUGUCUUUUUAAGCAAACACAUUGCAAGAGAGCUCAAACUUGCAGAAAGCAAUGGGACAGUUCCUCCCCAGACUAUCCCACAGCCCUAGCUGCCCUCAGACGAAGCCAUUUCUUUCCGAACACCUUAGCUUGGGGUAGUGUUUUUGUCUAAACCUCCUAUUUUCCCAGUCUUAUUAGAUAAAUUGAUCCAUAUGGUUACUCAAGUCUCACCUUUUCUGGGUUUGGCUUCCAGUGGCAUUAAAUAGCAAUUUGUGGCGGGGACGCCAGAGGGCACACUUAUAACACUGACUACCUGGAAAGUGCAGGCAUUGGGCUGGGGUAGUUUGGAGGGAAGGGGAAAAAAAAAACUUCAGUUUGAUUGUUUUGGGAGAUUGUUGUACUUUUAUAACUCGAGCAAAUUCUUGGCAUGCAAACUAUGUGCGA
This is a messenger RNA of Vicugna pacos (alpaca), 2844 nucleotides long. The record is from RefSeq and is a predicted model, not a curated record. Lineage: Eukaryota; Metazoa; Chordata; Mammalia; Artiodactyla; Camelidae.